Messenger RNA from Branchiostoma belcheri (Belcher's lancelet), 2315 nucleotides. Its product is annotated as glyoxylate/hydroxypyruvate reductase B-like. NCBI's taxonomy places the organism in Eukaryota, Metazoa, Chordata, Leptocardii, Amphioxiformes, Branchiostomatidae. The transcript has 7 exons. The coding region runs from base 85 to 1158 and encodes 357 amino acids. Gene Ontology annotation, cellular component: cytosol. The record is from RefSeq and is a predicted model, not a curated record. Gene Ontology annotation, molecular function: glyoxylate reductase (NADPH) activity; hydroxypyruvate reductase [NAD(P)H] activity; NAD binding.
GUCGGACUUUAAAAACUCAUCACUUGUCACAGGUGAGUUGACGUGUCAUCUGUCUGAGAUUACCUGGUGUCAUCCUGAGCCUGCAUGGUCCUGAGCCGGACAAAGGUGUUUGUUCUCAGAAGUAUACAAGCCUGGAGAUAUCACAGUUGGAAAAGAGCAUCCCAGAAAAUGGCAUCAUCAGAUGUGGGGGACAAACCAAUGGUUCUGACGUCACACGUGGAUGAGCUGUUCGCCUAUCCGCAGAUAUUCGUACCUGUCAUGGAAAAAUACUUCCAAGUUGUGUGGUGGGAAGAUUUCGAAAAAGACAUGGAGAGAUAUGCUAGGCACAUACAAGGGGUGUUGGUGAAUGGAGGGCUCCCCAAAGUCACUGCAGAACUCCUGGACACCUUGCCAAACCUGAGGAUCAUCAGUACACUGAGUGUCGGGAUGGAUCAUCUGGACUUACAGUUGCUGAAGUCCAGAGGUAUCAAAGUCUCCAGUGUGCCUGAUGUGAGUAGUGACUGUGUGGCAGACUGGGGCAUGACACUGCUGACUGCAGCUGCCAGGAGGCUGCCUGAAGCCAUUAAGUCAGCUACAGACACGACGACUCCGUUUAACUACAACAUCCUGGGUAAGAAGAUCACAGGUUCCACCCUGGGGAUUGUGGGUCUGGGGAGGAUUGGCUACGGGAUUGCUGAGAGAGCGCUUGGCUUCAAGAUGAAGGUCCUGUACUUCGACAUAAUGAGACAGCCUGAGAGAGAGGCAGCGCUGGGGCUGGAGUUCCACAGCUGUCUGGACCAGCUCCUCCCCAACUGUGACUUCAUCAUCAUCGUCGUUCCGCUCACCCCGCAGACGCACGGCAUGAUGGGCAGGGAACAGUUCAAACUCAUGAAACCAUCUGCUAUUUUUAUCAACAUCGCACGUGCACCAGUGGUGCAUCAGGACCAGCUGGUGGAGGCUCUGCAGAACAAGACUAUCCAGGCUGCAGUGUUAGAUGUCACCUCCCCAGAACCCCUCCCCCCCGAUCACCCCCUCCUCCACAUGCCCAACGUCAUCAUCACCCCCCACAUGGGCGCCAACAGUCUGGAGUCCCGCAGGGGGGUGGUGGAGGCUGGGUGUGAGAGCUGCACUGCAGCCAUCAGGGGGGGAGCUAUACCCCGGGAGGUGGUACUAAAGUAAGAUAUAUUAUGCACAUGUAUUAUGGCUUUAUAAUAGCCAACGAAAAUAGUAAGGAUUUUGAUAAUUCAGCCUAAAUGUGACAAACUAAUGAUUUCAUGAGUUUUUCUUAUCCAUCCUAGUACCAUAUAAAAGUUUCUUGCAUGACUUCAUGAGUGUGAAUUUGUCAUACGCCUAGAGAAAAAUUGUCAAAAUACAUUGUCAAGCUAAUCCAAGUUUGUAGGGAGAUAACACCUUCUUCUAUCCAAUAUCUAUCACCAAAACAAUCCUUCAGUUUUCUAUAGUUCUAUUAGCUGAGCAGUUUGUCUCAGAGCAGAUGUACAAUUAUGUAUUUAUGUCAAAGAGCCAUUUCUGAAGACACUGAUGUCAAUUUUACAUUAAGAAUCACCGCAACGGUCCAGGAUUGCAAUGGAUCCAGACAACAUCAGCACAGUCAUCUUUUUGUAUAAUCAAUUGCCAAAUCUGAUCAAGGGGACAUUGAACUGGAAAAUGCUGGACAGUAUGCAAAACUUUUAUUUUGUCACCCAAAAUACAUGUAGGACGAAUGUACUGUUUGGUUUGGUUUGGUUGUACUGAGAGCAGACCUGGGUAUGGGAUGUGGGGAGGGCUGGCAGGAACACAGACAGGAUGACUUGUUGCUUUGAACAAUAUAAUCUAAAAACACUAACAAUAGAGUUUAAGGACUGGGUGGAGAAAACUUGAACAAAUGUUGGGCCAUGCUUGGGUUCAGUAGAAGUUCUGCACUUGCUACAUGUACAUUGGGAACGUCUGUCAUAAUAAAUAUGUCAGCUUGCACAGGUGAGGCAAAAGUACAGGAAAAUAGUUUUUUUUUUUUUUAAAUCUUUCUUUAUUGAAUUUUCCAAAAUAAAUUAACGGUAACAAAAUAUGGCAGGAAAAUAGUUGAUUAUAUGAUGUAACGUUACACUACUGUAGAACAUAAUUUUAGGUAAGACUGGUUGUGCUUGGGUAUCUGUCCGUGCUGAGCUCAGUUUUAUUGUUGCAAAUAGGACGAAUAAAGGAUGUUUAAAUGCCAGAGGGUACACUUACAUGUAUGUGUCUACAUUUAUUUAUUUACCAUGAUUGUGCGAGGUAGUAUAUUAAUAAUAAGUUAAUUUAGGUGCUACACUACAACUUACGAGACUGCAUCAGAGUUCUGUCCA